AUGGCGGCCACGAUUUUGUCAAAGGAAAAGUCUGAGAAUUUGAGGGAGAAUCCGCAAGAAUCUCCAGAGCCAUGCAAAUAAUUGGUGGCCGAGAACAGAUUCUUUCCCAAGAUCUUUGAUUAGUUAUUGGGUCCAUCCGCUCGAAUACUCCUCAUCUCGCCUCUCGUUUGGAUGCUGCUGCUCGCGGGGGAAAGACGCAGUUUCUCUUUCCAUUUCCCAUGUGACGAGCUCGUCUCGUUGCUGACGAGGUUUGCAGUCAUUUGUUUUGGGAUGGAAUCCUGAAUGAAGAAUUAUCAUGGUACAACCAUGCUUACUGUAACGGGCGGUGUUAGCAAUUAUCAGGCACUUCCAAAGAAUCCGGUUCUGCACGAGACUGUUUCAUGCAGAGCUAACCAUGUGAUUUGCUCCAAUAAAACUGCAGUUUUCGUUCCUGUGAGAAGUUCUAGUAAUGUUUUGAAUUCUUCCUUUUCCGACAAAGGAUGCACUCAACUUCAGACUUUUCACCAUGUGGCUUCGAAGAGAUGGCUAUGCCGACUGGGUGACUCCAGUUCGUUUGAUGAUGAAUAUCGUUCAUCCCGAAACAUAGCUAUCAGUCUCUUUAGGAGGUACAGGAAUGCUGUUGAUCGUGGAGGAGGUCACAACUUAAAAGAGUUCAUCAAUGCUGGGGUAAAUGCAUAUGCACUCGGCUGCACCGAAGAAGGAUUGAGGGAUGAACUUACCGAUAUGAAGGAAUCCGGUGUCGAGAUUGAAGCAAUGCAAGCUUAUGGUGGAAACACCACUUUAAAAUCUAAAAUCAUAUCUGAGGAGAUUGAUGAGUGUAUACUGUGGUUGAGCAUCAUAUUCAUUACCAUCUUGUGCACGCCACAGCCAACAGUUGUCAGAUGGUCAUCUACCCCGCCAGUGUCGGAAGAAAUACUACUCCAAUGGAAAGGAUUCUGUGCUCUCAUAGCAAAUGCGUAUUAUAUAAGGGGAAUGGCAUGGCUUCCAGUGAAAACUCUUCAACUGGAGCAGAUGGCUGUGAUGGGCCGUUCAGAAGAGCCGUCGGUAGUGGCUAGCCGAAUGCGUCUAGUGUUUAGUACGCUAGAGGUAGUGAGUCCACAGUGGCCAAGAGUCUAAGUGCUCCUUACUGAGGUGCAAGCACAUCAUCCCUUGUAAGAACUGUGUAGAUUAGAAGUUCCAUAAUGUUCAGUGACCCAGAAAUUUUCACUAGUCUUAGUACAUAGUAAUGUGUGUAAUAAUUAUGUAAAUCUGUGAAUAUGUUUGCUCAAACAUUCGGUCUA
Rhodamnia argentea is the source of this 1280-nucleotide messenger RNA. RefSeq lists its product as uncharacterized. The transcript is spliced from 7 exons. The coding region runs from base 283 to 1116 and encodes 277 amino acids. The record is from RefSeq and is a predicted model, not a curated record. Lineage: Eukaryota; Viridiplantae; Streptophyta; Magnoliopsida; Myrtales; Myrtaceae.